This is a messenger RNA of Prunus avium (sweet cherry), 1485 nucleotides long. RefSeq names its product protein NUCLEAR FUSION DEFECTIVE 4-like. The record is from RefSeq and is a predicted model, not a curated record. Lineage: Eukaryota; Viridiplantae; Streptophyta; Magnoliopsida; Rosales; Rosaceae. Gene Ontology annotation, cellular component: membrane.
AUGUGUGAGGCACUGCGUUUCAUAGUGUUCAUGAUCAAAAGCAGAUGGUUCACAGUUUUUGCCUCAUUCAUGAUGAUGGCUUGUUCUGGUGGAACCUAUCUGUUUGGGACCUAUUCCAAAGAGCUGAAGCAAACUUUGGGUUAUGACCAAUCAACCCUAAAUUUGUUGGGUUUUUUCAAAGAUCUUGGAGCAAACAUUGGCAUUUUUUCUGGCUUAAUUGCUGAGGUCACCCCAACAUGGUUUGUGCUCCUAAUUGGUGCAGCCAUGAACUUGUUUGGCUACUUGAUGAUGUGGUUAGGUGUCACAGGCAAGAUUGCCAAGCCAGCAGUCUGGAAAAUGUGCACCUACAUUGCCAUUGGAGCCAAUUCUCAAAGCUUUGUGAACACAGGAGCCCUUGUGACUUGUGUCAAAAACUUCCCAGAAAGCAGAGCCAUUAUGCUUGGCCUCUUAAAAGGGUAUGUUGGGCUCAGUGGUGCAAUUAUAACGCAACUCUAUCUUGCUUUCUAUGGCAAUGACAGGAAGGCUCUGAUUCUUCUCGUUGGGUGGCUGCCUGCUCUGAUUGGAGUGAUUUUUGUGUACACAAUUAGACCCAUGAAGGUUGAAAGCAAACCCGAUGAUCUCAAAGUGCUUUUCUACUUUCUUUUUGUGUCAAUUGCUUUUGCCCUUUUUCUCAUGGCAAUAACUCUCAUUCAGCAAAGCAUUACAUUCUCCAAAGGAACCCAAGCACUCACAGCCACUGCUGUCUGUUUUCUGCUUCUGUUUCCUUUGUUCAUUUCCAUAAGUGAAGAGUUGGAUAACUUUAAGCUCAAGGAACACCCAAAACCUCCUACUCAGAUUUCCAUUGUCCAUUUAGAAAAAUACCCAUCAAACCAAGCCAUUUCAGCACCAAAUACACUGUCAAUUUCUUCCUCUUCCCAUCCCGGAGGCACACCUUUCUUCUCCAACAUUUUCAACAAGCCGCCGAGAGGAGAUGACUACACAAUCUUACAAGCCCUCUUCAGCAUUGAUAUGCUGAUCCUUUUAAUUGCAACACUCUUUGGACUUGGCUCAAGCUUGACUGCUGUGGCCAAUUUUGGCCAAAUUGGUGAGUCAUUGGGUUACAAACCUGAAACCAUUCACACUUUCAUGUCACUCAUCAGCAUAUGGAACUUCUUUGGUAGAGUUUUUUCUGGGUUUGUCUCAGAAAUCCUACUCAUGAGAGACCAAAUUCCAAGACCCCUUAUGGUCACAAUUGUCCUUUUUAUAGCAACCACAGGCUACCUUCUCAUUGCUUUCCCAUUCCCUGGUGCUUUGUACAUUGCUUCAGUGAUCAUUGGGUUCACAUUAGGGGCUCAGUUGCCAUUGGUUUACUUUAUUUUGGUGGAGAGAACCAAGCCAUUCUACAAAGGUAACAUAUACAAAAAGUUGAGAGAGAAUGCUGAGCAAGUCAAGGCUGAAGAGGUAGAAGAAAUGGCUUCACCAUCAUUUUCUAAUGGAUUUAAAUGA